This is a messenger RNA of Spirometra erinaceieuropaei, 321 nucleotides long. Lineage: Eukaryota; Metazoa; Platyhelminthes; Cestoda; Diphyllobothriidea; Diphyllobothriidae. The record is from the annotation of a GenBank genome assembly.
AUGGACUCACCGGUCUCCGGUUUAAUGACAGAACUGAUCCUACCGGUGUUAGAAAAGAUUGCCUUCAUCCAACAUGGACCGGUAUUUUGGCGUCCUUACGUAGACGACAUGUUCGUCAUCGUAAAGAAGGACAUUGUGCAACAUUUCCACAGCCUGCUCAACGCAGUCUUCCCUGAUAUAAAAUUCACGAGGGAAGAAGAACAGGAACAGCAGUUGCCCUUCCUGGAUGUGCUUGUCAGACGAAACCUUAACGGUGAACUUGACAGGACGGUUUAUAGGAAGGCAACGAACACCACACAGCUCCUCAGUGAAGCUAUGUGA